AUGGACGACACCAUGGAUUUUCUAUCUUCGGCACUAUGCGGGAGUAGCCGGAAAACCAAACCCUCGAGAUACACGGAGAUUUUGGAUAGUCCCAGGCCGCAGGACUACGAGCCGUUGAUGACUGACAGGUGGACUCGUGAAGGAAAGAACUUAGAUCAUGGCGAUUCUUACAGUUGGAUGUCUCUCGACGACAACUUUGACUUGUGCAUGCCGUCCGCCAAGAAGCCGCCAGCCAUGUCCUCCCCUCAUGCGACAGUCGACACGCCGUCAGAGGAGGCGUAUAGCAGAUAUGUCAGUCCAAGAGACGCAAAGAGGCCGAACAGGUCAUCACAGCAAGACAUCUCAUUCGGAGCGGACCUCUGCUCGAAAAGAAGCAAGGGAGCCGACGAGGCUGCUGGGUCGAGUGGGGGAGACGAGUGGUGUCUGCAGAGGAGGGGGAGCAAACUAGCAAGAGAGCCGAAGGCGAUCAGCAAAGCUCCUGUUGCUCAACCAAUGAGGAACAAUACCACGAGCGUCUCGCCUGCUUCAAGAUUUUAUCCCAACAAGUUCCACAACAUUGUGGGGGAAGGGCCAGGAUCGCAGAUGGAUGCCUCCGACAAAUCAUGCCAGAUGAAGAUGAGGAUUUACACUGAGUAUGAUUUCGGUACUCCAUCGGAAAUUGUCACAUGCACUUUGACAAGUAUCAACACAGCUGGGACGUACUUCAAAUUCUCCGAUUCGGAUCUCAGAGACAGAAUGUCUCCGCCCCCCGGCCUGCUAGCGGCAGCCACUAGGAAUCCCCAGCAGCCGAUGAGGAGGGCAGAGCCAUCAGCGGCAGCUGAAGUUUGA
Molecule: messenger RNA, 828 nt
Organism: Guillardia theta CCMP2712
Lineage: Eukaryota; Cryptophyceae; Pyrenomonadales; Geminigeraceae
Exons: 10
Coding region: 1-828 (275 amino acids)
Source: RefSeq, a predicted model, not a curated record